Molecule: messenger RNA, 3190 nt
Organism: Drosophila mojavensis
Lineage: Eukaryota; Metazoa; Arthropoda; Insecta; Diptera; Drosophilidae
Product: ankyrin repeat domain-containing protein 29
Exons: 6
Coding region: 571-1515 (314 amino acids)
Molecular function (GO): protein binding
Source: RefSeq, a predicted model, not a curated record
AUAUUUAUUAGUCGUUUGGCAAUGUGAAAGAGAAGUGCUGUGCUGCAUCAAAUUUGGCGCCGGAGCUUUCACGGCCUCAGCGCCCAUUGCUAAAUCGGUAGCUAUUCAACUAUAGUGCUGUAUCGAUAGAGUAGAAUAAUUAAAUUAGUGGCAAAGUGUUUGUGUUAAUUAUAAAUUGGAUACAAGUGAACGCGCUCAUUGGUUACUUUAAAUCGCUUGAACUUGGCAAACUUUGAAACUGACGGGCGGUGAGUCGGACGGUUCCUCGAUGGCGAUCUCUGAUGUUGUUGUUGUUGCUGCCAUUGUUGUGAUUUGAUUGGUGCCAGUUACUGUUACUAUUGUUGCUGUUGUUGUUGCUGCGCUAUUACUGUUAACUAGAAGUUGUUGGUGCUGUUUUCUGGUGCUCGACCUGCAGCUGGAGUUGGAGUUGAAGCUGGAGCGACUGCGUUACACUUUGUAAAUCGGUCAAUGGUAACGGGCUUGUAAGCAGGUGCAACUGCAACUGACAGAGAGAGAGAGAGAGAGAGGAAGAGUUAUAUAAAACGGCUGAGAGGAGACAGCAAUCAAACCAUGUCACUAAAGAAGGAAACUCCCUCGGAUGUGAUGCUGCAUCUGGCGGCGCUGCGAGGCGACGUUGUCGAGAUGCGCCGCGUGCUCGAUACUGGCAAAGUGCAUGUCGACUGCAAAGAUGAGGAUGGUACAACGCCUCUUAUUCUAGCCGCAGCUGGGGGUCAUAUCCACUGCGUUCUCGAGCUCAUCGAGCAGGGAGCCGAUCUCAACGCGCGCCGCUCCACUGGCACCACCGCUCUCUUCUUUGCCGCCCAGGGCGGGCAUUUGGACGUGGUGCGCAUUUUGCUGAAAGCGCGCGCAAAGGUCGACACGCCCUCGCUCGACGGAGGCACGCCCCUAUUUGUAGCUGCCCAAGGCGGACAUGUGAAGAUCAUCAGAGAGCUGUUGGACUGUGGCGCGGAUGUGAAUGCCAGCAUGAAGGAUCGUGCCACCCCCGCUUUUAUAGCUGCGCAGAAUGGGCAUCGAACAGUUUUGUCGCUGCUGAUCCUGGCCCACGCUUCGACGGACAUCAAGCGCAUCGAUGGAGCCACCCCACUGUGGAUAGCGGCCCAAAUGGGGCACGAUCACAUAUGCAAGGUGCUCCUGCAGAACGGAGCGAAUAUCGAUACAGUGCGCUGUGACGGUGCCACGCCUCUGUUUAAGGCCGCCCAUAAGGGACACGCCUCGGUGAUCACAGUGCUGCUCAAGUAUCGCCCGAAUCUGGGUAUAUUGCCCAAUGGGGAAUCUGCUCUGCAUGCGGCUGCGAUGUUUGGUCACAUGACGGUCUGCAAGCAACUCGUGGCAGCCGGAAGCGAUGUCCUGCUCAAAAAUCAGGACGGAUUAACGGCCAUGGAGUUGGCGCAUCAUGAGAACUAUGGCUCCAUCUGCGAAUAUCUGAAGGAGCGAAUGCGCGCGGUAAUGGAACGCAAUACCUUGGCUAUGGCCCAGAUGCGUUUGUCAACGUAAAGGCCAGCCCAUAGAGAGAUAUACACACACAAGUAUAUACUACUAUAUAUGACCAAAUCGAAUCCCUUCAAAGUACCUUUUCUGCACAAUACGUUGAAUUAUUUAUUCACUUAAACUAUGAUUAGAACUUAUGAUGAAACAGCUAAGUUCUUUCGAUUGCCACGGAGUUCGAUAGAAUAUUCUGAAUUUAGAUACCGAUUCAGCCACUGAUAUACACUGUAUAUCCUUUUUCUUUUGCAGAUUACACAGCUAGAUAUCCUUUGUAGUGUUUAUCUAAGAGGCAUUAUGUAUGUAAUAAUCUGAAUAUAUUAUAUGCGAUUUAUGCACACUUUUCAUUACUUUUUGUACAUAUAUUAAAUGCAGAACAAUUUAAUUUAUUACUGCUUCAAAAGCGUUUGAUAUCAAUUUAAGAAUCUACACUUUUAUGCAUAUCUCUGAGAACGUUUAGUUUACUUUUGUCUAUACUAUAGUUAGGAUAUUUGAGUUAAACAUAUAUUUUUAUAUAUGAAAAUAUUUAAAUUAAUUCAAUUCUUUAAGCUUUGAAUCUGAUCAAAAGUGGCUUAGUAGAGCAGCAUUGUCGGAACUCUAAACUAGACAUCAGAAUAUCAUAUGCUUUCGACUUAUAGAAAAAACAAAAAUAUAAAAAUGUAAUCAUAUUGUACAUGCAUACCGAACCGAUCCAUUAAAAUAGAAUCUUUCAGAAAAUAUUAUCUAUAACUAUAUACAUAUGUAUAUCUAUUUAAAGUUGAUACCUCCGUGGCAAAAUAAACUGUUUCAUUUUGUUGUGCAAUCAAAUUAUAGAAAAGUAUAAACAAGUAAUGGUAAAAAAUAGAGAAAAAUGUGGCCAAGCUAAGCGAGGGCAAAAUCACCGAUUACAUAUAUAUAAAUAAAUACCCAGAUAUAUCAUUAUAAUAUAUGUAUUUAUCUAUACAACUACUUGGAGCUUGUAUUUGAAUUUACGAUUACGAUUACUUCUAGCAAAUAGCUCAUAUAUAUAUGAUAUGAAAACCUGUUAACAUGGACCGCAUCGUCCUUUGUAUAUAAAUAUAUAUUUAAUACAUUAAAAUUAUAUAUUUAUGCAUUCAUGUAACCCUAAGCAAUUGUUAACAAGUGCUUUAUGUUUAUUCGCCUUUUUGUCUUAUCCUAAUUAGCUAUAUUUAUAUAAAUAUAUAUAUUUUGACUUAAUUAGCUAAUAAUUAUAAUGAAAUGAUUAUGUCGAUUUUUCCCUAUUGAUUUAUGCUCGUGUACAUUAAAUAGCAAAUUAUCACAAAUUAAAUAUAAAUAUAGAAUUCACUUUGAAAUUUCGCGGCAAUUUCAAUAACAUUAUGUUAUUCACUUAACGAAAUGUUAUCUUAACGAAACUGUUAAGCUGGUUCUCUGUAGAGUCAGCAGAUGCACGCACCAACGCUUAGUACUACUAAGUUAGUACGGACACAGCUGUCGGAGAGGGGUUGCGUGGGGGCCUUUCGAAAAGCUCAAAGAAAAUUUGAUUUAUAGCGCACCCGCAGCCAAACCCGCGAGCAAAUACCGCUUAGCCUGCAGUCAAUAACAAAAACAAAAAAACUAAAAAUAAGUGUUAGAAAUAAUAAUAUUAAUAUAUACAAAAAAUAAGCAAUGCAGCUAAAGUGGUAAAUUAAAACCCGUUACUUUGACUAGCAAAACAAUAAAAAAAAUA